AUGUUUUGAUUUCAGUUUGAAUACAAAGUAGUUGGAAUAAUAAUUAGAUAAUAAUUGAAAAGAAAAGUUAGAAAAUGAAAAAAUGAGUAUAAGAAUAGAUAGAAUGAAGAAAAGUAUGUAAAGUGAUGAGAAAAAAAGAUAUUCUGGUUAAUUUGAAUCUUUGAUGUGAAAAAUCAUUGAUACUAUUUCACUCAGGAAUUCAAAACAAAAGUCUAGGUCUUUUUAUGAUGAAAGUACUAAAUUUCAUCUUGAACUUUCCAGCUAUGUAUUUAACUGGACGUCUGGGAUGUUACAUAUAUUUGCAGUUAAAUAUCAAAUGAAUAUUAGUCGGGCUUAUAGAAACCAAUAUCAGAUUGAUUUACCGUUGCCUCCGAAGAUUGACCAUACUGUCACUAUGGUGCAAGUGGAAGAAAAACCCGAUGUAACUUAUAGUGAUGUUGGUGAUUGUAAAGAACAAAUUGAGAAACUCAUUAUCGUUGAGACAUCUUUAUUACAUCCGGAAAGAUUUGUAAAAUUAGGAAUAGAGCCUCCAAAAGGAGUUUUAUUGUUUGGUCCACCUGGAACUGGUAAAACUUUAUGUGCACUGGCUGUUGCAAUUCGUACUGACGCCUGUUUCAUAAGAGUAAUUGGGUCUGAAUUGGUUCAAAAAUAUGUGGGAGAGCAAAAUUUUUAACAUCAAGGUUGCUGAAUCAAUCUAGAAAUAAAACUUUUAGCGCUAACGCCCUGUAUAUUCGAAACUGGGAAAAGGACAUUUCAAAGAUCUUCGAUGUAGAUCAAGCUCAUGAGCGGUCAAGAAUCGAUCACGGUCAAAUACAACAAGAACACGUUUCACGUAGAAGUAUGGGAGCUGGAGUUGGCUCGCAAAAGAUAAAUUGUUUUGUUCUUGAAAUGAACCAAAAUUCAUCAAUUUUUUGAUCAAAUGAAUUUAGAUCAUUCACGUUUGAAUAAAGGCUUUCAUCUGAACGAAAUCAACAUUCAAAAGAGUGAAAUGGAACGAUUGUUAAGACUUAGUUUCCAUUAAUCCACUUGCUUGCUUUGAUGUUGGCGAUCGAUCGUCUGACCUAGUUAAGGUUAAGCGUUCAUACCCAGCCUCUUUACUAUAAGGGGUGUAAGUUGUAAGAAUUCCGGUUCUGCUGUUCUGGCAUGGACGCCAUCUUGCCAGUUCUGGAUACCUGCUCCAGUACACCUAAAUCUUCUCUCUCUCUCUCUCUCGCUUUCGUGUGCGUUUUUGUUUACCAUCAUUUUUUUGAUUGAGAUUAGUCGUCACCAAUAAUCAAAUUUGGAUCAUCUUUAAUUAUUGCCGUAAAAGUAAAAGUAAAAGCCCCAUCGACCGGAGGUGUUAAAAGACUUUUUAUUUACCGGGUCUUUUUAUCUCAAUGGCUCGUGAAACAGUUAAAAAGUGGGAUGUUUUUGUUGAAUCGCCCCCACCAGAUGACGAUGAAACUUCAAGCUCCGAAUGGAUUGAUGUGAUACUCAAAAUAUUAAAAUUAUGUGCCUAUGUGAUUACUUUCAUAGUUGUUCUUGCUUGUUCUGUCCUAUCCAAAGGAUUAGUCUUAUUUAUGACCUCAAUCAUCAAACCAAAUCGAACGGGAUUAAUCAUUUGCAGCCAUGGAAUACCAAGUUUGGAUCGAGAUAAAAAAUAUGAAGUAGUGCUUAAUUUGUCCGAUCCAGAAAGGGUCGCUUGGAUCUGGGCUUUAAUAGGAGUUCUUAUAGUUCCAGAGUUAAUGACACUUUUUCGAGCUGCCAGAAUAUGUACCUUUAAAUCAAUUAGAAGACCAAGCAAAGCCGUUUUUUCAUUAAUUUUUAUUGUUGAAACAUUACAUACCAUUGGAAUUGUAAUGCUUGUUUUCCUGAUACUGCCAUCAUUAGAUGUUACCAAAGGUGUUAUUUUAACAAAUUGUUUCUGUUUCAUUCCUGGUUGUUUGAGCUUAUUUUCUCGUCAUUCUGGUGAAGCUGGACGUGGAUACAAAACUCUUCUUGAUCUUCUUUCCGUUGGAGCUCAACUUUCUGGUUUAAUACUUUGGUCCGUUGCUGAGUCAACAGACAAUCCAGUUGCAAUUUACAUUCCUAUCACUUCAUUGUUAAUUUCAAUUGGAUGGUGGGAAAACUACAUUGAUAAGAAAUCUCCUUUCCGUGCUAUCCAAAGACUGGCUCAGAUCAAAGAAGGCCUUCAAAAAUCUCGUUAUUUCAUCUAUAUUUUCAUUUCAGCAUGGAAAAUUAUACUCAUCUUCAUCGCAACAAUAAUUUUACGACUUUUAGUCGAUGGAUCAGCUUUAUAUUUAUUCACUCAAUUUAAAUCUGCCUUCACUUCUCACAAAAUACUCAUUAUACGCGACCGAUCUGAUCUUUCUAAAUCUCUAUCUGAUUCAAAUGUUGGCAUUGAAUCUGAAUGGCUUGAGAUGCCUGCAUCAACCUCAGCACCAAUCUGGAUGCUCAUCUUACAAAUUAGUGCCUCAUGGUUUUGUUAUGUUUUUGGUAAAUUUGCUUGUAAAAUUUGUAUUCAACGUAUUUCUUUUGCCUCUCCGUUGAUUCUCUCAGUUCCCGUUACUGCCAUGACUUUAGCCCAGUUUUGUGUUCUCAAUUUUGAAAACAGUUGUUCUCUUAAUCGUUUCCUUCCUCGUUAUCUAUUUUGGUCAUGUCCAAGUGCAGAUACGUUCUUUACAGAUGGUGUCUUUUACAAUCUACACGGAAUAAUUUGGGUCAUCAUGUACAUCAGUCAAUUUUGGAUUACUUUCCAUAUAUUCAACCCUAAAUGUGAACGUUUGGCGACAACUGAGAAACUGUUUGUAAAUCCUAUGUACUGUGGUUUACUAAUUGACGCAUCAAUGAUACUUAAUCGACGACGGGAUGAUAAAGAAGUAAUCAAGGCAGGAGACAUUGACAAAUCCGUGAGAGAUCCUGACAAUGUACAAGACCCAUCUCUACAUUAUGAAACGAUUUCAGAGCAUCCAGAUGACAAAAAAUCAACAGUCCAAUCGACAGAUUUCAUAACAAAAAUUUUGGUUUGUGCUACAAUGUGGCAUGAAACCUCUGAAGAAAUGAUCCAAAUGUUGAAAUCAGUUUUUAGAAUGGACUUUGAUCAAUCAGCUCGUCAUAAAGCUCAGAAAUAUCUUCGAGUUGUUGACCCAGACUAUUAUGAAUUUGAAGUUCACAUUCUUUUUGACGAUGCUUUUGAAUUGAGCGAUGACAAUGAUGAUUAUCAAGUGGUAAAUCGUUUCGUUAAACAGUUUAUCGAAGUUAUUGAUACAGCUGCAAGUAACAUUCACCAAUGUGAGAUCAGAUUAAAAUCACCAGCAAAAUAUCCAACUCCUUACGGUGGUAAACUGGAAUACGUUUUGCCCGGAGGUAAUAAAUUGCAUGUCCAUUUGAAAGAUAAAAUGAAAAUUCGUCACAGAAAACGAUGGAGUCAAGUAAUGUACAUGUACUAUCUGCUUGGACAUCGUUUGAUGGAAUUACCAAUUGAUGUUAAUCGAAAGGCUACAAUGGCUGAGAAUACCUAUAUUUUAACUUUGGAUGGAGACAUUAAUUUCCGUCCUGAAGCAGUGCAACUUCUUGUAGAUUUAAUGAAGAAAAAUAAGAAUCUUGGAGCUGCCUGUGGACGUAUUCAUCCAGUUGGUAGCGGUCUCAUGGCUUGGUAUCAGAAAUUUGAAUAUGCUGUUGGUCAUUGGCUUCAAAAGGCGACUGAACACAUGAUUGGAUGUGUACUUUGUAGUCCAGGUUGUUUCUCACUUUUCCGUGCUAAAGCAUUGAUGGAUGAUAAUGUCAUGAGAAAGUAUACGACAAGAUCCGAUGAGGCCUUACAUUAUGUACAAUACGAUCAAGGUGAAGAUCGAUGGCUUUGUACACUUCUUUUACAACGAGGUUAUCGUGUUGAAUAUUCAGCUGCUGCUGAUGCUUAUACACAUUGUCCAGAAGGUUUUGGUGAAUUUUAUACUCAACGACGUCGAUGGGCUCCAUCCACAAUGGCUAAUAUUCUUGAUCUUCUUGGUGAUUACAAGCGAACUGUGGCAGUAAAUGAUCACAUCUCUUUACUUUAUAUUGUUUAUCAAGGAAUGUUGAUGGUUGGAACGAUUCUUGGACCAGGAACCAUUUUUCUUAUGUUGGUCGGAGCUAUGGUUGCUGUCUUUCGUAUAUCCAAUUGGGACUCGUUUCUUUUCAAUUUGAUACCAAUACUCAUAUUCAUCGUUAUCUGUUUCACAUGUAAAAAUGAUAUACAGAUUCUGGUUGCACAAAUAAUGUCCGCUUGUUAUGCACUACUCAUGAUGGCUGUCUUUGUUGGUACCGCUAUUCAAAUGGCUGAAGAUGGUGUUACUUCACCGUCUGCCGUAUUUUUCAUAGCUUUAUCUGGGUCUUUUGUAGUGGCGGCACUGCUUCAUCCACAAGAGUUUCACUGUUUAUAUCCAUGUUUACUUUAUUUCCUUUCGAUUCCAUGCAUGUACCUUCUACUUAUGAUCUAUUCUCUGGUCAACUUGAACGUUGUUACUUGGGGAACACGUGAAGUUCAGUCUAAAAAGACCAAGGCUGAGCUGGAAGAGGAAAAGAAAGCUGUUGAAGAAAUCAAAAAGGGCAACUUAUUGAGUUUCUUGAAUCUUAAUCCAAACGCUAAAGAAGAAGAAGGAUCUAUUGAAUUUAGUCUGGCAAACUUGUUCAGGUGCUCUUUCUGUACAUAUCCCAAACCAAACGACGAAAAGAUUCAUCUACUUAAAAUUGAACAACAUCUUAGUGAAAUGACUGACAAACUUGGUGCUCUUGAAAAGUAUCUUGACCCACUUGGUGGCCCCAGACGUAAAGGAUCUUCGAUUGGACGUAAUGCUAGAUUUUCAGAUAAUUUAUCUACUGUAACAGAAAAUGAAGAACAUGAAGACAUGGAUUCAAUUGGCUCAGAAUCACAAACUGAUGAUAUGUCAAUUAAGGAUAAUGAAGAAGUUGCUCCACGAUUUGAUGAAGACCAUCCAUACUGGAUUGAAGAUGAAGAUUUGAGAGAUGGUGAAAUCAAGCAGCUUGCAGAAAAUGAAAUCGCAUUUUGGAAGGAACUGAUUUCCAAAUAUCUCUAUCCAAUCGACCAAAAUAAAGAUCAUCAAGCUCGUGUAGCUGUUGAAUUGAAAGAGCUGCGAAAUAGAGUAGUUUUCUCAUUUUUCAUGUUAAAUGCUCUAUUUGUUUUGGUUGUGCUGAUACUUCAAUUGAAUAAGGACAUUCUUCAUGUAGAUUGGCCUUACGGUAUUAGAGAAAACAUUACAUUUAUACCAGAAACUAAUGAAAUCCGUAUUGAUAAGGAAUAUCUUGAAAUGGAACCAAUUGGAUUGGUCUUUGUUGGUUUCUUUGGUCUUAUUUUGCUCAUCCAAUUGAUUGGUAUGCUGUUUCAUCGAUUCGGAACUUUAUCUCACAUGUUAGCCUCAGUUAAUCUAUUCCAAAGUAAACGUGAUGACAUUUCUGGUGAAGAUGAUCUUAAACGAAAUGCUAUUGAUAUUGCUCGUCAACUCCAGAAAUUGCAAGGUUUCAAUGAUGGUGAAAGCUCGGAAGACAAUACUUAUGGAAUCGCAGCUAGAAAGACUAUCCAAAAAUUAGAGAUGCGUGGCAGACAAACAAUUAAAACCGGCACUUUGGAUGUUGCGUUCAGAGAGAAGUUUAUGGCGAUUUUGGAAGCUCAAGAAGAAGGAACUACAACUCCUGUUCUUGGUGGUAAACGAAACAGAGAAACUAUUACUGCUCUCAUAAAGCGCAGUAAAAAUAUUUUAGGAUAUGAUGAUCAUGUUGGAAUGCAGACGCUUGGAAUAAAAAAUGAGUUUGUUCGUAAUCCUGCAAGAUCAACACUAGACUCAAAACAAAGACGACCACCAAAUCCUUAUGGCACUAAUGGUAUGGUAAAUCAAGCUUUUGAUGGUUUAUCUUCAGACGAAGAAUUAGAGCCUCCCGAAGUACCUAUGUCCACUUACAGGGGAAUUAAUCGAAAAAAUUUGAAUGGGAACUCAAGUCAACAAUUAUAAUAAAUUAAAUCGUUAAAUUUUAACUUUCCUUGAAUAACAUUGCCAUAUUUAUAGUCGAGAGCGUCAACAUCUUCAAAGAGACAUCGACUUUUCACCUAAAAAUAACGCAACGCUUUUUUUUAUGAAAAAUACAAAUUUUAAACUCUUUAUGUAAAUUUUACGUUUAUGUCAAAAUUUUAACUUAACAAUAAAGAUGCUUGUUAUACAAGCAUAUCUACUUAA
Messenger RNA from Tetranychus urticae (two-spotted spider mite), 6206 nucleotides. The record is from RefSeq and is a predicted model, not a curated record. NCBI's taxonomy places the organism in Eukaryota, Metazoa, Arthropoda, Arachnida, Trombidiformes, Tetranychidae.